This is a messenger RNA of Microsporum canis CBS 113480, 837 nucleotides long. RefSeq lists its product as hypothetical. The record is from RefSeq and is a predicted model, not a curated record. The transcript is spliced from 2 exons. Lineage: Eukaryota; Fungi; Ascomycota; Eurotiomycetes; Onygenales; Arthrodermataceae. The coding region runs from base 1 to 837 and encodes 278 amino acids. Gene Ontology annotation, molecular function: protein binding.
AUGUACAUCUGCUUAAUGGCUGAAACCCUUUAUGCCGAACGACUUAUUCCCAAUCUCUACCCGUCAUUGAAACUUUUACGAGCUAUGAAGAAAUCCUCAACAAUUAACUGGUUUACUCGAUGUCACACUCCGCCGCCUCAACCUAUUAUCGAUGCUGCCGUCGUUGCUGCUCGCGCUGGCCUGGUGGAGGAGCUUGCCAGCCUGGUCAGAGAUUACCCGAACCUUGCACAUUCCACUUACGUGCACUGGGCAGCCCUAGAAGGCAAAGGCGGCAUUUCUACUUACCAGGUGCUGAUAGAUGGUGGCUGCAAUAUAAAUAUUUCAUUUGGGUACACUGGCUCUCCUCUAAUAAACGCCAUCCACUAUAACAAAUUUCCGUUGGCUCGGCAUCUGCUGAGCUUGGGGGCCAACCCGAAUAUCAACCACAGGGGUGUUAGUUUGGGCCCUUUGGGGGUUGCCACCUCCUACAGGCCUGGAUUUGUGGUUGACCUCCUUGAUGCAGGAGCAAGUAUUGAAAAUACGGGAGCACUCCAUAUUGCGGCAACCAAAGGCGACCUUGAAACUAUGCGGCUACUAUUGGAUAGAGGAGCAGAUGUCAACGAGGUGAUCAAGCCUCCAUUUAACGCCUCGGUUGGAUACCACGGAAGACGCCCUCCUAUACAUCGGGCUAUCGAGGGAGGCCAUCUUGAAGCAAUAACCCUACUCCUGCAAUACCCGGUUCGAUUGGAUAUCAUAGACGAGGAUGGCUUAACGGCCGCCGAGCUAGCCAAGGUAUAUGGGUUUGAAGCUGCCGAGGAUGCUUUAAGCCGAUAUAAAGAUACAAGUGUGCUAUACUAG